AAUUGUGUUUGGCAUUUGCCUGAUCAUCACACAAGGUAUAUUCUAAUUAAAUUACUUGAUAUUUUAUUAAUAAUAAUUAAAUUUAAUUUUACAAAAUGUAUAGUGAUUUCGGAGGACAAUGCUAUUGAUUACGGAGAACAGGCGAACACCGAUGCCGUCAAACUGAGAGUAUACUCAUUGGUUCAGCCAAUCGGACAGAUACUGAACGCCGCAGAGGAACGAUACAAAAAAGUUGGGUUAACUGUACCCAUACAGCUCUAUGAGGCGACUAAACUGUUCGCCUUAGAGACCAUUCCCUGGGUUUUCAAUGAGUUUAAAGCCGUGGCCAACGAGACUGAUAGAGAGCGAGUGACCGCACAAUUCAUUGGCGAAGUCCACGGCUUUAAUUAUAUGAGCGAACGUUUGGAUAAACUCCGUCAGAGUCGCCCAUUGAAUGUAACAGGGUCGGCCGAGAAUUUGCUUGGUAGAAUUCACGCAAUGGAUGUGUUUAUGCAAGGUGCAUUGGAUGGUGAAAUUGCCAACGCCUCCCAUCCAGUUUGGGUGGCAUUUCACCAGAGGAUAAAGCAAUUCCUAGCUACCGAAAUGCCCAAAUUGUACAAGGCUAUUGAUGAAUUGCCAUGCGAACAGUCUAAACUAGGAAAUCUCCAAGUGUUGAUUGCUGAUUUGUCACACGCCUCCCUUCCACCUUUGUAAAUUAUAGACUGUUUUAUCUAAUAUUUAACUAAUUAAGACAUUAAUAAAAAUAAUUAUUUGCAUUUUAA
Messenger RNA from Medioppia subpectinata, 761 nucleotides. NCBI's taxonomy places the organism in Eukaryota, Metazoa, Arthropoda, Arachnida, Sarcoptiformes, Oppiidae. The record is from the annotation of a GenBank genome assembly.